AUGAAUGCAAUGCACAACCUACGGGUGAUACGUGUCGACGGUUUACAGUGGGAUUGUUCGUUGCACAGCAAAAUACCAAACCUCUGUGUCGAAAUAUGUCACAGAAGUAUUCUUCGGAAGACACGCGCGAUCAAGGAUAAAUCUCACGUUUGGAACGAAACCUUGUCAUUCCCGGCAGCGGAUGCGUCCACUGUUGUUUCGGUCAAAGUUCUACAUAAAUCGACAAUUCCACUGCGAGAUGAUACUUGUAUCGGUUCAAUCAACAUAGAACUCAGCGAGUUAUCCAGAAGAUGUGUCAAUGGGCCGGCUCAUCUUCCCCUCGAUGCACAUGCGGGGAAGAAUUAUGGAAAGCCAACUGUGGUCGUUCAUCUGCUGAAUGCGACCAUCACAUCCGUGGAUCUCAGUCACGAUGUUAAUACUGCGAUUGAGGCAAUACAAGGGCUGGGCCACUCUACUGGGUCUGGUGACCUGGUAGAACAAAGUCUGUCAAUACUGGACGAAGAGAGGGAUCUGGGAAAGUCUAUUUUGGCGCUAGUUGAAAAGACAGGAGUACUCGUCAACAUCAUUGAUAAGUUAUCCACACUUCAUCCGUAUGUGAAUGUGGCUUGGCAGCUGGCAUCAGCAUUGUAUAAAGCGAUCUCCCAUCAGAUUGAGACGGACCAGAAGCUCGUCGGAGUCGUUCAUGCUAUGGAAGACGCAUUCAACUUCGUGACUGAUGCUGAUUCAUUACCUGAUAAGACUGAGAGGAGGCUGAAACACACUAUCGAGAGACUCUUACAACAGACUAUCGAAUGUUGUCGAUUUAUUCUCCAUUACACCAGUCGAAAUUUCCCCUUCAACCAACGUUCGAUGACAGCUAGAAUGCUUCAGAUGAGCAGACUUAAAAUUGACGAUUUCACCGAGCGCUUCCUUGACCUCAAGACGGCUCUGGACUUAGAUAUUGGGCUGCAUACUGCAUUUGUGUCCGCACGGAUAUCGGACGACGUUGAGGAUAUUUGUAUGCUCUGCCUUAUAACUGCGACGAUUAGUACUGAUACCUGGACUGGCUAG
Messenger RNA from Fomitiporia mediterranea MF3/22, 1050 nucleotides. RefSeq lists its product as uncharacterized. NCBI's taxonomy places the organism in Eukaryota, Fungi, Basidiomycota, Agaricomycetes, Hymenochaetales, Hymenochaetaceae. The record is from RefSeq and is a predicted model, not a curated record. Bases 1 to 1050 code for a protein of 349 amino acids. The transcript has 7 exons.